AUGCAGUCGCGGUUCAUCUGGCUGCUUCCACUCUUUUUUGCAGUCGUGGCAGCUCAGAGUUAUUCUUAUGGCGUCGAUAUCGACACACUCACUCGCAGACAAGACAAUGGCCGCAUAGUUAUCAAGCCUCUUCCACAAACCCGCAAUGGCACCGUUCCCCUCAGACCUGAGAUCCGCGAGAUGCAAGCCGACAAAUACAAAUGGGACCUCUAUAUCCUCUCCAUGAGCAUGUUGAUGGAUGUCAAUCAGGAUGACCCUGCCUCGUGGUACCAGAUCGCCGGAAUUCAUGGCGUCCCUUUCGAAGCGUGGAACGGCGUUGAGGCUGCUCCAGGAGCUAAUCAGUCUGGUUACUGUACUCACAACUCCGUUCUGUUUCCAAUGUGGCACCGGCCAUACUUGACUCUUUUCGAGCAAGAACUUUACCGAAUGGCCAACGUCAUUGCCGGCAUGUUUCCUAACGGGACCGACCGACAGUCAUACAUAGAUGCUGCGCGCGACUUUCGUAUGCCAUAUUGGAACUGGGCGAUGCCUGCUCCUGAAGGGGAGUCACACUUCCCUGACGUUUUCUGGAACAAGACUAUCUCUCAGAAUGGUCCGCGGGGUGUCCAGGACAUACACAAUCCUCUUUACUCUUACCAGUUCCAUCCCAAGAACGCAACUGCCAUGAUAUGGACCCCUUUAAGAAACUGGAACGAGACGAAGAGAGCUCCAAACUCGACCGAAGCCGGCAGUCAGGAACCAACAUCCGACAACGAGCAAGUCAACAGGGCUCUACUAUCAAAGCUCCCCGAGAUCCAACGUCGUCUUUCGACGCUUUUCUCCAGUUACAAGGAUUUUAACAGUUUUGGUAGCAAGGCAUGGGCUUUUUCGAACAACUCAACUCUAGACUCGCUCGAAUCGGUCCACGACAUUAUUCAUAUCUUCGGCGGACUCCAAGGUCAUAUGACUUUUGUUCCACUGUCUUCUUUCGAUCCAUUGUUCCUCCUUCAUCACACCAUGACGGAUAGACUCGUGGCAAUAUGGCAGACUAUGAAUCCAGACUCGUGGUUGACCCCUCUACCAGCAGGAGAGAAUAGUUUCACAUCUAUCAAAGGCGAGAUGCAAGAUUCUCAGUCGCCAUUGACACCUUUCUUGUCGUCUGAAGAUGGCACUUUCUGGAAUUCUGAUACUGCCAGAACUACAGAAGCCUUUGGCUAUGCAUAUGCCGAUACAGAUCUAACAGGGAAGCAGAAAGAAGAUGUCCGACAAGAAUUACAGAAGAAGAUAACUGACUGGUGGGGAGGCGAUUCUGUGUCGCUGCUGGCUUCCACCAAGUACCCUGCGGCUACAGAAUGGGUUGCCGACGUGCGAUUGAAUGUACUCCACGAUCAUACCUUCACCUUCAUUCAUUUUUUCCUGGGCGAUCCCUUGGGUGGUCACCAGAGUUGGCUUUCUGCGCAAAACAAUGUUGGCAGUGUCUUAGUUUCUAGCGGUCUAAACACGACAGCGGUGGUAGGGGUACAUUUGACGCCUGAAAUGAUGAGGGGAGUCCAGGCCAGAGAGAUGAUUGAGAAGCUACAGUUCCGUAUAGUCGAGAACGGCAAUGUGGUUUCCCCGGACGAUGUAGAUUUACGCAUACAGCUUGUCCGUGAUGAUGGAACAUUAAUCAAGUUGUGGGGUUAG
Molecule: messenger RNA, 1662 nt
Organism: Fusarium coffeatum
Lineage: Eukaryota; Fungi; Ascomycota; Sordariomycetes; Hypocreales; Nectriaceae
Exons: 4
Coding region: 1-1662 (553 amino acids)
Molecular function (GO): oxidoreductase activity
Source: RefSeq, a predicted model, not a curated record